This is a messenger RNA of Cavenderia fasciculata, 4053 nucleotides long. RefSeq lists its product as uncharacterized. Lineage: Eukaryota; Evosea; Eumycetozoa; Acytosteliales; Cavenderiaceae. The record is from RefSeq and is a predicted model, not a curated record. Gene Ontology annotation, molecular function: hydrolase activity. The coding region runs from base 1 to 4053 and encodes 1350 amino acids. The transcript has 13 exons.
AUGUCUCUUAAUAAUAAUAAUAGUAAACAGAUUAAAUCACAACAACUAUACAAAGCUAAAUGGUUAUCAUUUGAUCAAGUAACAUUUAAAGAUCAUAACAAUGUAGAUAGAGUUUGGGAAGUUUGUAAUAGAACAACAAGAUCAAAACAACAUGGUAUUGAUGGUGUAGAUAUCAUUGCUGUCAUUGAGAGUAGUAAUAAUGAUGAACAACAACAAUCAAAACAACAACAUAUAGUGAUUAUAUAUCAAUACAGGGCACCAGUUGAUAAUUAUGUAUUAGAAUUACCAGCAGGAUUAAUCGAUGAUAAUGAAUCACCAUUGGAAUGUGCUAAAAGAGAAUUAAAAGAAGAGACUGGUUAUGUGUGCUCAGAUGAUGAUACAAACAACUCUAGAUCAUCACCCAUAUUGGCAUUAGACCCAGGAAUGAGUUCAUCCAAUACUAUGAUAUGCACCGUCAAUGUUGGUGUUGCCAAUAUCAAUGAUACACCACCAAAACAAAGUUUAGAAGAAGAUGAAUUUUUUUUGUUCAUUUUUGUAGGACAAACUUUUUCAUCAGAGUUGCUUUCUGAUGAUGAGUUAAACUCUGCUAUAUUUCUCAUCAGACAAUAUGGAGUACCAUUACCACAAGAUCAAUCAUUAUGUAACGGUAUAAACUUUACAUGUGCUGGAACUGGUACCGACUAUCAUAUCUCUAUAAUUGGCUUUCAAGAUGUAGGGGAAUUAAAUAAUUCGAUAACCGAUUUCUAUUUCCCAAGUGUUGGUAAUUUCUAUUUAGAACUUGCUACCAAUUCAACUCCAGUCAAAGAUCAAUCAAAGAGUUUAUUGUCUUUUAUGAGAAAUCUUUCUCAACUUGCUAUCAUGAGAAUUAUAAAUGAUCCCACUAUUGUUACUGUACCUAUAGACUUUGGAUCAGGGAUUAUGUUCCCACUUCUUUCAGUUGUAGAGCUUAGAUUUACACCCAAUUUAAUAUCAAUCCCAUCAUUUUUUAAUACUUCAAAGGCCUCCACUCUCUCAAUCCGAGCACCUUCUUGUAGGGAGAUAGGAAUCACAGAGAACCUCUAUCUCCCAAAUCUAAUUCAGAUUUUUUUACAGGUUGGAUUAGAUACACCCUACACCUGGGUCCUAUCAAAGACAUCAUUCCCAAGAGUCUCAUCAUUGUCUAAUUUGAUUCAAAUGAUAUUUAGAGAUAUUAUUUCAAUAUCAAGUACAACAUCACGGUUGACUGUAUAUUAUAAUUUAACUCGCCCGACGUCUGUAAGAUUUAGGACUGGCAAUUAUAAUGUUAUUUUUCAUGAAAAUUCAACUGGAAUUUUAACAUUUAUUUUAUCAGGUAAUUCUAUUUUCUCUCCAAGCAUUGACAAGUUUUAUCAACUAAAAGAAUUCACUAGAGUAGAUAGUCAAGAGAGUAAGUUACCUCUUAUUUUCCCACCAAAGUUGGAAAACUUGGGAUACUCUGGGUCGGAAUUCACUACUCUUACAAGCCCCAUUAUCCCAUCUACUUUAAAGAUGUUGGAUUUAUCAAUCAAUCCACUGACUACAGUCGAUUUUAAUAUUUUCAAAAAUACCAACAAGUUAUCGCUUCUAUUACAAGACGCAUUGUUACUAACAGGGUUGGAAAUGCAAAACUUGGUUGGACCAAUAUCAAAUAUUACUGUUAGAUUGGGCAGUGUUGCUCCAUUCUACCCUUUCAAUUUUUCAGUAUUGGAGGUUGGUAUUAAACCAAUGUCGGUCACACCAUCACAACAACCAUCAGGAUAUGCUCUUUUUGAUUUUGUGUUUUCAAAUAUAAACAACUACCUAGAACAUAAUGUUACCGUCCUAUUAAAUGGUUCAUCGGUUCCCUGUUUUAUUUUAAGCACAACACCAUUAUCUUGUCAAGUUCCAUCUAGUCUCAUCCCAUUUGGAACCAACACACUUAAAAUAUCAAAUGAUUAUUAUUCUAUCGAUGACAGUGUAUUUUAUCAACAAGAGUACCCAUUGAUUCCAUCAAAUGCACAAAAUAUAGUUUAUGCAAACCCUGGUGAUAUUAUUACAUUAUCAGGUAGUUUUGGUUCCAAUUAUACCAAUCCAAUCGUUGUGUUUUAUAACCAAAAUGGUUAUCAAUCAAAUUGUAAUGUUACUAUCAUCUCACAAACACAAUUGUAUUGUAAACUUGAAUCUAAAAUGUCAAACGGUAUCGUAGCUACCUUUGUUUCCUUGGGUCCCUACUCUUUGCUGUCCAACAAUUCAUUUACUCUUCGUUCACUUCAAGGUGACUGCGUUCUAUCAACAAACAAUUGCUCAAAUCAUGGUGUUUGUGAUAUCAAUGGCGUUUGUUUAUGUAAUCAAGGAUAUUAUAGUCAAAAUUGUUCUAUUCAAUACCCAACCAUAUCAAAUAUUUCAAAAGAUAAUAAUAAUGAAUUAAUAUUAAUUGUUGGUGGAAAUUUUGGUCCCUUUAAUCAAAUUAAUGCAUCUGUAUUUGUAAAUAAUACGAUUCAAUGUUCUAUUAAUAGUAUAUCACAGCUAUCAAUUAAUUGUACUAUAAACUUGGGUGCUACAUCAUUGACAUCUGGAUGGAUAGCUGUUACUGUCGGAAUUGAAAAUCUUACAACCACGCAAAACAAUGCAGUUUUCUAUUUAUCAUUACAAGACCAGUGCAGUCUGGAUACUCAUUCUUGCUUUGGAAAUGGGUUUUGUAAUGUAUAUGGAAAUUGUAUUUGUAAAGAUAAUUCUUUUUACAAAAAUUGUUCAAUUGCAUAUCCAGUUGUUACGAGCGGCCAUUAUGAUAAAAAUAAUUUAUCAAAUGUUAUCUUGUUUGGAGACUAUGGUCCAUUUGGUCAAGUAAAUCCCUCCGUUUACAUUAAUGAUACACUAGUUUGUCAUAUUACAUAUAUAUCACAAAAAUUGAUAAAUUGUACAUUGGAUCAAAUUCCAUCCUAUGGGUUUUCAUCGGUCAACAUUUCAGUCGACUCUAUCAUUUAUUAUAGCCCCUCACUUUUAGUAGGCCCAAACCUACCACCUACUCCAUCACCCAACAGCACAACAUCAACAAGUGGAGGCCCAGUUCUCUCUCCUAUGCAAAAAUGUGAACAAAAUACCAAUAAUUGUUUUGGUAAUGGAGCAUGCUCAAUUUACGGUUAUUGUAAUUGUGAUAUAGAUUAUAAUCCUGAUGAUAAUUGCAAAACAAAGUUUACCAACACUACACCAUCAACCAAUCCUUUAGAACCAACAUCAUCGUUUGUUAUUGAUAAUGUUAAAUUUGAAUUUCAAUUUGUAGCAAUACAAGAAGUUGGAAUCAAUGAUGAAAUAUUGAGGGAAUUAUUAACCAAUAGCUGGGUGUCUAAUAUCUCGAGUAACCCAGAGUCCACAACUGCCAUUUACCAAUUAAAUAUUACAGAUCGCUCUGUUUUGGUAAACACCAAUGUCGAAGCUGUGCUAUCUUUUUCAUCAAAAGCAAGAGAUGUUCCCUUUGGAGAUCGAUUCAUUCAUGUUAAUCCAAAUUCUCUAAAGCUGGCAAUCAACAUUAGCAAUUGGCAGUUUUCAUCAAAUCUUGCCACCCUUAGGGCUAUAUUCCUAACCACUGUUAAUCAAGAACAAUCAACUGUUUUUGAUUGUCAAGAGACUCAAGUCGACAGCUUUACAUAUGACGAGUAUGGAUCGACCAUCCAAUAUCUUAGAUUUGUCAAAGACAAUGUUCAGUUUAACGGAAGAUUUGUAGACUAUGUAUUGUCAGAUGGUAGAGAGGCCUAUUCUAAAACCUCUAUCAUUAACCAAACAAUCGACUCCAGUUCAGAAGAGGGCAAGAUACUCUUUUCACUGAUUGGUGUCUCGUUGCCUCAAUGUCAAUCGUGUGUCAUAGACCCAGAUUUUACGCCAUUACUCGUUGAUAAAGGAAAUGAAGAUUGUGAAGCCAAGUCUGAUACAUGGAGAAUUAUUGUUGGAGCAUCAGUUGGAGGGGCUGCUGCAAUUGCAAUUGCAACCGGUGCCAUCAUUCUACUACGAAAGAAAAGAAUCUUUAACAAAGGAGAAAGAAAAAUAUCAAAUAGAUUAAAUUCAAUGGGCUCAAAAAAUUAA